Messenger RNA from Notothenia coriiceps (black rockcod), 5294 nucleotides. RefSeq names its product ankyrin repeat and sterile alpha motif domain containing 1Aa (gene anks1aa). Gene Ontology annotation, biological process: ephrin receptor signaling pathway. The coding region runs from base 465 to 3785 and encodes 1106 amino acids. Lineage: Eukaryota; Metazoa; Chordata; Actinopteri; Perciformes; Nototheniidae. Gene Ontology annotation, molecular function: ephrin receptor binding. The transcript has 27 exons. Gene Ontology annotation, cellular component: cytosol. The record is from RefSeq and is a predicted model, not a curated record.
GAUGGAUAUUAUCCCUGUGUAUGAGCACUAGGGGCGCCAUCUUGCUUUAGCCCAUCCACCUUCACUAUCAAUUAGUUAGGGCGGGGGGUGCUAGGAGUUGCAUGCCUGUGUGUGUGUGUGUACGUGUGUGUGUGAAGCAUUUCGGAUUGGAGAUGCAGAAAGAAAGGGCAGUUUCAAGGAAGUGACGGACGAGGCUCAGGGGACUGGUCAAAGGAAGUUUGCUUGAUGGUGGUACCGUGCUGCUGAACGAAACUUUCCCCCCUUGAGGAGCAGCGGCACCGUGGAUCGGGACGGACGGAUCCAGCGGCGGAGGGAGCUUUUGUUUCCUCGCCACACGAGUAGCACUGAGGAAUAACUUGAGAUCGGGAGAAGACUGGGAUCGCAGAAUAAUUUUAACUCCGGCAACCAAGCCCCCCUUUUUCUUCUCUUCCCCGCGCCUCCUCUGAUUUUUUCUGGGAUCCGCGAUGGGGAAGGAGCAGGAACUUCUGGAAGCGGCGCGCACGGGAAACCUGGCCGCCGUGGAGAAGCUUUUAUCCGGAAAGCGACAGUCCGCUGGCACUAGCAGCGGUUCGUCUGGGACCGGGGGAAGCGGCACCAGCAGCGGACACGGAGCCUCCUCUCAUACCCUCUCCAGUCUGCUCAGUAUCUGGAGAGGCCCCAAUGUGAAUUGUGUGGACAGCACUGGAUACUCCCCUCUCCACCACGCCGCUCUCAACGGACACAGCGAGGUGGUGGAGACGCUGCUACGAAACGAGGCCUUGACCAACAUCGCCGACAAUAAGGGCUGCUACCCACUCCACCUGGCUGCGUGGAAGGGGGAUGAACAUAUCGUCAAACUGCUCAUCCACCAAGGACCUUCACAUCCAAAACUCAACGAGCAGAACAAUGACAACGAGACGCCGCUGCACUGUGCCGCUCAGUACGGACACACCCGGGUGGUGCAGAUGCUGCUGGAGGAGCUGACGGACCCCACCAUGAGGAACAACAAGUUUGAGACCCCGCUGGACCUGGCUGCGCUGUACGGCCGUCUGGAGGUGGUGAAGCUGCUGCUCACUGCCCACCCCAACCUGCUCAGCUGUAACACCAAGAAACACACGCCGCUGCACCUGGCCUCCCGUAACGGACACCUGUCUGUGGUGGAGGUGCUGCUGGACGCCGGCAUGGACAUCAACUAUGAGACAGAGAAAGGCAGUGCCCUCCACGAAGCUGCAUUGUUUGGGAAGACAGAUGUGGUACAAAGACUUCUCAGUGCAGGUAUCGACGUGAACAUCACCGACCAGAAGGGCCUGACAGCGCUGGACACUGUCAAGGACAUGCCCUCCCAGAAGAGCAGACAGAUAGCUGCUCUCAUCCUAGGUCACAUGACUGGAAAACCCCCUGACAUUGACCUCCCCCCUCCACCAAUCCCUCCGCCUCAUGAGAGUCCCUGCCCCCGUAAAAAGAGUGAUAUGGACAAGGUGAGUGAGCUGAUCUCUAGGCUGGCCCCGGGGCCCGAGGAGGAGAGUCCGUACGAGGCUCUGUUUGAAGCCACUUCCUGUCACUCUCUGGACAGCCUCACCAGCGGCAAGUCUUCUGACCGGGACUCUGGGCGGCCGGACAGUGAAGCUGGCAAGAAAGAUCGCUUGGGCCACUCGUUACAUCCUGGUCCGGGUCAUGAAGAAGAGGCCCUGUAUACUAACAGCAGUAUUGAUGAGAGAGGCGAGCCGGUGGAGGAGGAUCACACGUAUGAGUUGCUGCUGACCGCUCAGACCAAACACGCAUCGCCCUGCCACGACUCCCAAUCCAAUAAAAAUGAGAACACCACUACACAAUCUUCCAACAGUGUCCUACCUCAGCGUAAACCCUCGGCCCCAAACGACCUCAGAGCCCAGAGCAAGACGAAAGACACCCUGCACCCUCCAGGACGGUCGAGCCCACGGACACCAGGAGAUAACUCCCAGCUCAGCGAGGAUCCGGAGGCAGGUGUCCUGGAGCAGUUCACUGGCCUCCUGCACGGAUCCUCUCCUGUGUUCGACAGCCGCGAGGAGCCCUUCAGACUUCCAGGUGUCGAGCCAUCCAACCAGAGCCAGCCAGAAUCAAAGAAAUCUGCCAAAGUAAAGGGGGAAGUAGCCGCGGCUUCACCGCCACCUAGCCGUCCCAGUAUGGCCGCCAUCCUGACAGACUGUGACCCCAAAGCAAUUUAUGCAACUGUGAAUAAGGAGCCCAGAGACUUCGGGGCAGGGUCUUCUGUUAGGAUGCGCCCCCCCGGGGACCUGAAGCUGGCACGCAGCCUCUCCAAGUCGGACUCGGACCUGCUCGUAUCGCCCCCUAGUGAGGAGGACGGAGGAUUGGGAAACCGCAGCGAGUCGGUUUCUAACUGUAGCACUGGCAAAAAGAGGCUCGAGAAAUCUCCCUCUUUCACCUCAGAAUGGGACGAGCAGAAACCUACGACUUCUUCCACCACCAAACACAGAAGAUCUAAUUCUGUUGACAGCAUCGAGAAGAUCAUGACACUGAUUGGUGCUGGCAUCGAUUUUUCCAGGGAUCAGCAAUAUGCUACACCAGGUAGACCGGGGAGCAAUGUGAUGGAGGACCAGGACUUGAGAGAGAUUGGGAUCACAGACCCGAGCCACAGGAAGAAGAUCCUGCACGCGGCACGGUCAUUACCUAAAGUGAAAGCUCUGGGCUGUGACGGCAGCGGCUCCAUCUCCUCCUGGCUGGAGAACAUGGGUCUGCACGAGUACUUACACAACUUCCUGACCAGCGGCUACCGCACUCUGGACUGUGUCAAAAACCUGUGGGAGCUGGAGAUCGUCAAUGUGCUAAAGAUCUCCCUACUUGGUCACAGAAAACGCAUCAUUGCUUCGUUAGCGGAGAGGCCGUACGAGGAACCUCCAGUCAAGCCUCCCCGUUUGUCUCAGAUCAGGUGCCAAGACCUGCCCGGAUCCUCCUCCCCCCUCAGUCAGGCGGACCCCUACACAGGACGCUCGAUGGACCCUCUGCUGCCUGUAGGAGAGCCUGGGAGGAAAAAAGUGCCAGAAAGUGACUACGACUCCCAAAGAUAUCAGAGCGAUCGACACCGAUCACAUGAUCGGUAUGAUGAGCGGCUUCGAGAGCCCCGUCUGACCCUGCGGCCGCCGAGCCUGGCCACCCCGUACGCCCCGGUGCAGAACUGGCACCACCAACCUGAGAAACUCAUCUUUGAGUCCUGCGCUUACGAAGCCAGUUACCUCGGCUCCAUGCUUAUUAAGGAGCUACGGGGUACAGAGUCCACGCAGGAUGCCUGUGCCAAAAUGAGGAGGUCGACAGAACAAAUGAGAAAAGUCCCCACCAUCGUCCUGUCCAUCACUUAUAAGGGUGUGAAGUUCAUUGAUGCAGCCAAUAAGAACAUCAUCGCAGAGCAUGAGAUCCGGAAUAUUUCAUGUGCAGCCCAGGACCCUGAGGACUUGUGCACGUUUGCCUACAUCACCAAGGACCUGCAGACCAACCACCACUACUGCCAUGUGUUCAGCACAGUCGACGUGAAUCUGACCUAUGAGAUCAUCCUGACGCUGGGCCAGGCGUUCGAGGUGGCCUAUCAGCUGGCUCUGCAGGCCCAGAGGACCAAACAGCCCCAGAGCCUCCCCGUGGGCCCCGGCUCAGAGCUCAUCGAGACCAAGUCCAGCCGACCUGUACCAAAACCACGAGGCAACGCACGGAAGUCGGGAGGGGACAUCGCAGAGCAGGAGGGGGAUUCUCACUCCCAGGGCAGCGCCACGUGGCUCGUGGACCCCAAGGAAUCCAAGCGCACUAUCAGCACUAACUGAACACUGUGGCCACUCCCAGCCAAUAAGAAAGGACAGGCAUGAGCCCUGUUGCAUUGUGGGUAGGAUGUUUUGGUGGAAAAAUGACCCACUCCCCAUGCGGCAGAAUCACAUCACCACUUGGAAUCGAGCUCAGCACUGUAACACACGGCCUGGAGACACACAGACGUAAACACUGCAGAUCAGCUGACAUCCCCGACUUCAUCACACACACACACACACACACACACACACACACACACACACACACACACACACACACACACACACACACACUCUCUCACACACCAUUUAUCUCAAUCGGAAAGUGAUGGAGUCAGAUGUUAGUGUUGCUUUUUGCAUUACCUGAGAGAUUAAUUGAGGGUUGAUGUUCUCUCUUUGAGGAAAUGUACCUGCUGCAAUGUCACAAUGCAGAACUGGUUGUAAAAGGGGAAGUGGCAGAGAUCGGGAACAUUGUCCUGUGUUGUGAAAGAAAGGUACUAACUACCAGACAGACACCUCACUCUGACGGAACACAGUCCUUCCUGGGUAAUUUGUAUUUGUCCACACAUUGUAGCGUCUUUUUAUGACUGUCAUCCACACAUACAUGUAUAACUGUGAUAAACAAUGUAAUCUUGCACGGGAGGAACUCUAACCAAACUCAAAGGGCAGAGGAACUGACACUACAAAGACUGUUUUAUAAUAAUAAUAUAACGGGGUGGCUUUUAUAUGAUUUGAACGUUUUUCUGUAUGUUUUAAUUGUUUUAGAGGACUAUAAUAUGUCCUAAUGCUGGAACUGGAUCGGCUGUGGUUCACUGCUGCUCCCUCUCUCCUUCCCUGCUCCUUUGUUCAGUUAAUCCAGACAAGAUUAAUCACCAAACCUGCCAUGCAGCCUGGUAUGUCUUCAGUUUUAAGAUGCAGAAAAGAACAAUAGGGAACAGCAUGUUUCUCCUAGCUCUCUCCCAGUGUGUUGACUGUUAAUCGUACUUUUUGUUCAGCAGAUAAAUAUAUGGGUACAUGGCCUGGUCCUUCUUGAUUUAACUGUUGUAUAUGUGGUACGUUGUCAGGCCAGUACGAUAACUCUAUGGUACUCUACUGUCUUCAGCUCGCUGGUGUCGGCACCUUCGGCCAUCAGCCUGGUCCCGUUCUGCUUUUGCACAUUGUUUAGGAUCAGGAGAGAUAUUUCGGGACUAAUCUGAUGACAACAAUGAUGAGAAUGAUAUUGUAAAUGAGUUCUAGCGGUCUGUAUUUUGAUACUUGAAUGAUUUUUGCUUUUAUAGAUAUCUAUAUAUAUGUGUAUAUGUAUGUAUGUAAUUUUUGACGUUUGUCAAAAGAGAGAAAAGGACUAUGUCUUAUAAAGUUAAACAUAUCGUGAAUAAAUACCCUGUGAUUUAAGAAAAAAAAAAGGCUGAGAAAACAAAGACUCAGAAGAGGGACCUCACUUCAGAAAAAAAAGAUUGUAAAUAAUCUCGGGCUUCCAGUCUUUUUUAUGAUUAUUUUUCAUAAUUGUACAACUAAUAAAUGGCGAAAUUA